This is a messenger RNA of Branchiostoma belcheri (Belcher's lancelet), 5193 nucleotides long. RefSeq names its product ubiquitin carboxyl-terminal hydrolase 48-like. NCBI's taxonomy places the organism in Eukaryota, Metazoa, Chordata, Leptocardii, Amphioxiformes, Branchiostomatidae. Bases 255 to 3542 code for a protein of 1095 amino acids. Gene Ontology annotation, biological process: protein deubiquitination. The transcript has 30 exons. Gene Ontology annotation, cellular component: cytosol; nucleus. The record is from RefSeq and is a predicted model, not a curated record. Gene Ontology annotation, molecular function: protein binding; cysteine-type deubiquitinase activity; cysteine-type endopeptidase activity.
GAAAGCGAGGAUUACAAUUUCGCCGAACAACAUGGCCGACGGAGGAAUUAUUGUCUGGGGGAUUAGGAACAUAGCUUGAUUUUUCGUCGAAUUCUGUAGGUUUCGCAUCAUCUUCUGAAGUGUAAACAAAGUAGUAAAAGGAACAGGAGGUCCUGUGUGUUUGUAUCCAGAUUAUUCCAUAAACUGUCGUUUGUACGAGUAGAUAUUCGACCAGGAGUCGAAGAUAAGACGGAGGAAGAUUGACUGUCAUCAAGAUGCCCCCCAAGUCGAGACAGACUCAGAACCCCAACAGGCAGGCCUGGCAGUGGGCAGACACCACGGACCCCGCCAGGAUCACACAGGACAACCUGGAGACAGCCUACAGGAUCCGGCUGAAGGCUUGUCCAAGGGAUGGGCGGAGAAACUGUAAGAAUAAUCCCAACUGCCUGGUGGGGCUGGGGGAGUCCCAGUGGCUCGGGGAGAUUGACGAUGAAGCCUUCCAAGAGAUCGAGGAUCCAAACAAUGAGAGGAGGGCUGAGGGUUCCUUUGUUGGCCUGAAAAACCUUGGAGCUACAUGUUAUGUCAACACAUUCCUGCAGGUGUGGUUCCACAACCAAGAGUUCCGAUCAGCCAUGUACCAGUACCUGGAACCUGCUACACCAAAAGGUCCUCCCCCUUCCCCUAAGAAAAACUCACCUGUCAAGUCAUCACCCCCGUCUCCACGGAAACAGACCAGUUCUGCACAGGGAGAGGAUGUGGUAUCAUCUACUACAGGCUGUCCACAGGGUUCCCCUAAGAAGGACAGCUCCCCUCCCACGUCUCCCAAGAAGCCGCCCCCUCCCAUGGAGAAUGAUGAGGACUUGAUGCCGACCACAGUGUGUGGACAUCUCCAGUUUAUCUUCGCCUUGUUACAGAACAGCAGCCGCAGGUACAUAGACCCAUCAGCCUUUAUUCAAAGUCUUGGUCUGGACACAGCUUUGCAACAGGAUGCACAGGAGUUUUCCAAGCUACUGAUGUCUCUACUCGAAGACAGCACCAGGUACCAGCCAAACCCCUGGGUCCGAGAUAUCAUGCAACAGUUCAGAGGGCAAUAUGCUUAUGUCACAAGGUGCAAUCGUUGUUUCCAGGGGUCGUCUCGUCCGUCUCAGUUCUAUGAGCUGGACCUGAACAUCCAGGGACACACAGACCUGAACCAGUGUGUGGAGGAGUUCCUACAGGAGGAGAAGCUGGAGGGGGAUAACCAGUACUUCUGUAGCUUCUGUCAGAGUAAACAGAACGCAGCCCGUCUCAUCAGCCUCAUGUCCCUGCCUCGAGUUCUCAACCUGCAGUUACUGAGAUUUGUUUUCGACAGGAAUACUGGACACAAGAAGAAACUGAAUAACUAUGUGAGGUUCCCAGAAGUGCUGGACAUGAGCAGGUACCUACGAAAACCAGAAAACGAGGUUGUUUAUGAGCUGCAGGCAGUUCUGAUCCACCGCGGGCACAGCGCGUACAGCGGACACUACAUCGCUCACAUCAAGGACAGGGCCUCCAGCUGCUGGUACAAGUUCAACGACGAGGAGAUACAGAAGAUGGAGGGGAAGAAACUACAGCUGGGCUGUGAGGAAGACCUUGAGGGAGGCCAGAAGCAGCCCAAGAAGCCCAAACUGCAGAAGGGAAGCCACGCCUCCAGAAAUGCCUACAUGUUAGUGUACAACAGGAGGUUGCCUGAAGGUGAGAUGAUAGGUGCACCCCUGCCGGUGGAAACAGCCAUUCCUGACAGACUGAUGCAGAUGGUUCACAGGGACAACCAGAAGUUUGAGGAGUGGGUCCGAGAAAUGAAGGACAUGAGGCAACAGAGUGUAGUGUCAGGGAAGGCCAGACAUCAGGAGAUCACAGAACUGUGUGAACUCAUGCCUGCAGAGGAGGGGGAAACAUAUGAGUGGAUCAGUACUGACUGGCUGAGGGAGUGGCUGAGUGAAUCCAACGCCCCUCGCAGUGUGGACAACUCCAAACUCACAUGUACUCAUGGCAGGGCAGACCCACACAAAGUGUCUGAUAUGAAGAGAAUCAGCAAACAAGCCGCUGAGAUGCUUUAUUCUAAGUAUGGUGGAGGGCCACACUUAUCAGAUGAUGCGUCCCUGUGUUGGGACUGUGUGAGACAGACCUGUGCCCAGCUACAUGCCAAGGCUCGGGUGGCAGAGGACCACAAGUUCAUCACCAGUACCAAUAGAGAGAAGGUGGACAGGAACAAAGGCUACUGGGUAGGUAAAGAGUCCCUGAGAGUGUGGAGACAGCUGGCUAUGGAGAAGCUGGCCCCGGACUCACAAGGACAGGGGAACGGGGAGAACGGCACUCAGGCAGACACCAGUGAACCCACAUCCUCACAAGGUACAAAGUCAUCCCAAGGUAGUAACCAUGGCAGUAUGGAGAAUGGAGAUGAUGACAUCACAAUUUUCAAUGAGGACAUCAUCUGUGAACACAACCAUCUCCUGCCAGAUGAAAGCUGUCGAAGGCUGGUGUCUGAAGCUGUGUGGAGAAGACUGAAGGCCUACUUCACUACUGCACCAGAGUUCAGGGGCAACCAAAAUGUCUGCCAGGCCUGUCUGCUGAAGGACAAAGAAGGGGAACAGAGAGAGGAGCUCCAUAAGCUGAUGGCAGCAGAACAAAAGUCUGCCCUGCUCCAGCUGUACCAGGACAAGAACAGGCCUGGCUGGGACAAGAAGCCAGUUCAAGAGUUUUACAUAGUUAGCAAAGUCUUCGUGGAGGAAUGGAGACAAUUUGUCAAGCAACCAUUGAGAUACGACCCAGUUAGUAACAUAGGUAAUGUGUCACUGCUAUGUCCACACUUGGGCCUGCUGUACAGACCAGAACUUAUAGGAACAGACCUUUCAAACCCUGGAUUACUAGUGUGGCCAACAGAGUGGGCCGUCAUCUCAAAGACAUUCCUUGUGGACCAUACCAUUAGAGUUAUUAGGGAGGAUGAAGACAGGCUAGUGUCCAAGCCAGCCCUGUGUGAGGAGUGCCUUGAAGCCCGAGUUCUCCAGGAGGACCAGGAGAGGCGGGAGUACUCCAGCGCCACGAUCUACAUCAGGAAGAUCACCUCCAAGGAGGAGAAAAUCGCCAGCCUGCAGCGAGCGGAGCUCAACUUGUCUUCGUCUGAGGAGGAAAAUGAUCCAGACUUCCAGCAGAUGAAUACUGUGAAGAAGAGGAAGAUAGCUAAGGAAAUGUCGGCCAUGAGCGCAGCUGCAGCCAGCAUCAACCAGGUCCGGCGCAGUUCCCGCCACCGACGCACACGGGGCGAGAAACAGUUCACCAUCUCAUCUGGACAGACAUUACGCGAUCUCAAGAUACAGGUCAUGAAUGCCUUCUCGGUGGCUCCGUUUGACCAACACCUCAUUUUGAACGGGCGCCCACUGGUGGACGACGUGGCCACCCUGGGCAGUCUGGACGUCCAGCCAGGCAGUGUUCUGCUCCUGAAAGUGGACGAACCGGUCGAGGACCCAAUGUUGAUUGAGGACUUCGCCAAAGCAAGCGUACCAGAGGAGGGAUUUAAAGGAACUGGCUUAUUGGGUGUAAGGUGAAAUCUUUGAGAAGAGUAGCAAGUGUCCAGAUGUGUCUGUCUUCGAGUCGUCAAGAGAGUCCAGAUUUAUUUUUCUAUGGAAAGCCAAAGAUACUAUUAGUGACUUGGACUGUAUACUUUUGUUCUUUCACCUGUAAAUGCCAUUCCAUGUGUAUGUUGUAGAGACUGUGAAGUAAGAGGACAGCCUUAAGAUGUGACAGUAGAUGAUAUGUUUAUCGACAUGACAAGAAGUAAAGAGAUGCAAAGAUGUUGGCUGUGACAGGUACAAUGUAUCCAUAGUGUAAUACUAGAAAGUUCAUUUGUCUCUAUUUUUUUACUAUGCUGAUGUGUUACCUUCUAUUUAGUUUACAUUUGAAAAAUGCAUUUUGUGUAUACUUUGUAACCUUCAUGUGUUAUUCCAUGGUGCUUGUGCAAUUUGUGAAUUGCAGUCCUGACUAGUCUUAUUAUAUGUUUUCAAAUGUUGCUGGAAAACUAUAGAAACAGCAUGUAUUCCUACUUGUUAAUGCUUCAAACUAUUGUUUUGUAAGUUUGAUCAUCAUUCUCAUUACAUAUCUGUGGUAUCCAUAGCUGAGUGGUUACUAAUAGUCUGGACACAGAUUUGAGAUGUCACAGGUUGAACUUCUGGUAUUCCUGGCUAGACAUUAUGUCCACAGGAAAGGCAUUUUAACAUGCUUUUCCUCACCCCACCCAGGUGUAAAUGGGCUCCCCAUUUACUUCUCAAGUUGGGGAGGUAAAAAGGUGCACACGAUGGAAGGAGAGGGAUGGGCUCUGCCUUCCAAUAGCAUGCCCCUAGAUACAAUGAAUCCACAGCCCAUAACGCCUAUGAUUAUAACUUUUUUAAGAUUGUGUUUACUUUUAUUGUAUUCAAAGGCUAAUGAGUUGUAGAAUAUGGAAAUUCAUCAGAAAGUUUGUCUCUAUAACAAGCAGUAUUGAGCCACACAAUCUUUCACUGCCAUAGAUACAUGUAUGCGAUACAUAAGGCUCACUCAUAAAGUUGUGGAAAAGGAUGCUUUAGUAGUUUGUAUUAUCAUUAGAGGUAUGACAUAAAAAGGGCUCGGCUGUGUCUUGAUUGUUGCAUAUGACACAGAGACUGUGAAAAAAACAGUGCCACCAGCAUUGUAUGGUAUUACCAGUACAUGAUUUAAAAUAAGGCAUUUGGAUCCUAAUACAGUUGAAUGUGUGUAGGUGUAUGUGGAUACUUGACAACUUCUAAAUUUAGUGAAAAUCAAACCACAGCCAGAAAUAUGUAUGACUGUAAAUUUGUUACUUUAUAAUUAGAAAAUACAAAGUGUAUAUUGUAUCAGGUUGGCGAUAUAACAGAAUUAAUUUUCAUAAUCUAUGUGAGGAUCUAUUCACAGCUUUUAUGUAGUGUUUGUGUUUUAUACUCUGUCAGUCUACCAUUGCCUUGGUCAUGAUAGUAAGUAACAUUUUCCUUUUUACAUGACAUACACACUGUGUAGAUGUCACUUAAGAAUCCAUUAUUAUUUUGAGCCAGGAUCCUAGAUUACUACAGGACAAUAGGUUCCUUAUCACAGAAUAUAUAUUGAACAGUACUGGUCACCCCACUUGUUUUUGUCUCUACACACAUUUAACUGAGUGUGGAAUACACUGUACUAGUAGAAGAGGAGAUAAGUUCAAAAUAAACAUUAUUA